ACACCGUCGUCUUCCAUCUGUCAUUUCGCGUAUAUAUGUAUGUAUGUGUGUUAUCUCUUCGUUUGAUUAUUGUUUUCUUCCUGUUUAUUUGUUUCUUCUUUACUCGUACGGGGUUUUGAAAGACUUUUCCACCUUUUAUAGUUUUCUUUCCAUUCUUUCUCUUGUUUCUCAAACUUAAUUUGUGUUUAGAGUUAACUUAUUAUCCUAUCUAUCUAUCUAUCUAUCUAUCUAUCUAUCUAUCUAUCUAUCUAUCUAUCUAUUAUCUACGUAUCUACCUAUUCCUCUCUCUCUGUCUCUCUCCACGUACACACAUACACAUCUCAGUUCCUCUUAUACUUACAUAAACAUACAUACAUACAUACAUACACACACGCAUGUAUAUAUAUAUAUAUAGAUAGAUAGAUAGAUAGAUAGAUAUAGAUAUAUAAAUAUAUACAUGUAUUAUAUCAUAUUAUAUUUACAUAAGCAUAAGUCCGUCUCUUCACCUGUCGCGUUACGUGAAAAUCUACGAAGCCUUACUACCACCACUGCCAUCAUCAUCAUCACCAAUAUUAACAACGACAUCGACCAAAAGGAUUCCGGGAUUUACACGAAGACCAACUUAACAUGCAAUUUAGUUAUUGGGUCACAAAGUUACAUUUGUCAAAUGGCGGAAGAAGACAUACACGAACGCAGACACGCUCACGUGGAUUCUUACGCAAUGGCAUAAUGAUGCUUUCGACUUUUCGCUCCCAAUAUCUUGGCCCACAUCAUAUCACCCCGUGUAAAACCUUGCACACGUUUCUUACGCACAGAGAAAAAUCUCACAGUGAGCCUAAAUAUGUAUAAAGAUGCAAUUCUUGGCUUCCUUGCAUUGGCGUAACACAUCGUAUUAUAAGAAAGAUGGUUAAAAUAUCAAAUUGAACAUCAAAGUAAUAUAAAAUCUACAACUACAAUUUCCACUAUCACCGUACUACAACCAUCUCUCAUCUCAUAUAUAUAUUUCUGAGAGAGAACGUUGCAAAAUGUCGGGCUUGAGCCAAAUUUCCGAGAUGGAAGAGAAGCUUUGGCAGGUCUACGAAACGAAUACAGAAGAGCCGGUCGAUGUAUACGCAGUCAGUUUUCGAACUUCCUUCGAGAAGCAGAUGAGCGCCUUUCGAAUGCUGUCCGCUGGAGCAAUAGAGAGAUUUUCAAGGGAGACCUUCUACCGGAUGCUGUUGAGUGUCACUCGUAAGAAACACCCAAUUGAAUCGAUAAGGCCGAGCCGAGGCGACGCUCUCAGCUACAUUAAGUCGCUAGAACAGUUGAAACGCCAAGUGAAUUCUUUGAAAAGAACCAAAAGACGUAUAUUGUAUUCAGCCGACGAAAUCGAGAACAUUGGACGCUAUUUUAAAGUAUUUUUCGAUGACCUUGAGUACCUACGCGACCUCAAAUCUUACUUUGACGAACGUAUUCUGAAAUACAUCGUAGAAAUUAGCAAUCAAGCUACUUUAUCGAUCCUGUCUCGACAGAGGAUAAGAACAGGAGCAGCUGCGAGAUCUGGGACAACUUCAGCAUCGGGAACAUGGUUGCCAAAACUGAAAACAAUCAAUGCUAAAAGCAAAAAUUCGCUGGAAAUUAGCGCCAAAAAUGAAAUGAAGAACAUAACGCAUUUGGUGAACACUUUAAGGUGUUUAGAAAUAAAAUGGGCCAAUGUUUUAAGAGAAGAAGACAUUGAUUCGGAGAAUUACGAGGCAGAAACGCGAAAAGCAAUGAUGAAACAACGAGACCGAUCGUGUUUCGAAUUAAUAUGGUAUUUGAUUCCGGAUCUGUUUGCUAAAGCGUCGAAAGCAGUGAAAUUGUCGAGGCAGUGGGUCUUGAAGAUAACAUCGUAUUAUGAUAUUCUGCUCUCUGCUGAUAUCAAAAUGAAAACUAAGGAAAUUUUAGCGAAAAUAGCGGAAAUUAAUCGAAGUAUUGCGGUGGAUGAAGAAAAAAUAAAAGUUUUGGAAGUUGAAAUGAAACGACUUUCGUUGAAGGAACAUCGCCAUAAUCUUUUAACCAAAGAUUAUAACAGCACAAAGGAAAAAAUUGACCGCGCCAGUUCCAGUUACCAUAAAACGCAGCUGGAACAGAAGUCUUUGAACCGAAAGUUACAAGAUAGCAAUUCUUUAUCGACCGACGAAUACAAUAAUCUCACGUCAAAACUGGAACAAGUCAAAUGGAAAAUUUCAACUUGUCAAACAGAAUUAAAGAUUCAGAAAUUUAAUUUAUCGCUUUUGCAACAAGAUCUCAUUUUGGAAGCUGACAUGCGCUCGACUUUCAUCCGGUUCCAGGAAACAGUCAAAGAAAUGCUGCAGGGUUUGAACUCGAAGAUUGAAAUGAAGAAAGAAACAAGACGAAAACUCGAGAAGGAAAUCGUGUUGCUCAAAGCAAACAACCGGAAGCAACAGGAUUUGACCAAAGAUGGCCGUCUGUCUGGCGAUGUGGCUGCUGAAAAAGAGGAGGAUAACAACGGCCGUAACAACCAGAGUGAUGAUGCUGAUGAUGAUGCUGAUGACAACGAUGACGACGAUAAUGAUUAUUAUUACAACGACGACGAUGAGGAGGAGGAGGAAGACAACGAAGAUUGUGGUGAUGAUGAGGAUGAUGACGUCGGUGAUGACAUAGGAGACGGAGAAGACAGUGAUUACCUGGACAGCGAAAGCGAUGUUUUCGUGCAGAUAAGUGAAAGACUGAGCGAACCCAGGACUUUCGAACAUUUCAACCAAAAUGUCUAUUUCUACACAAACAGUGCCAAAAGCCUAAAACAGAAUCACAAACGUGAAGUACGCUACAACGACAAUGUGACCGUCUCGAAAAUUCCAAACGAUUCUGAUAUAUUUAUAACGACGCAGCAUCGAAACCUCGAGAACUUAAGCUCUUAUCUCAAUAGCAAAUCACACAGCUCCAACAGCAUACAAAGGAAAUCCCGAAUUCCAAGGUUAAAGGUGCAAUAAGGCCUUAAUAUCUAUUACAGACCCUACAAACGUUCCCUAAGUCCUUUUGCACCUUUGUUUGGAAUAGAAAAAUCUAUGGUGUAAAUUUAAUAUGACCUUACCCAGAGAUCUUACAUAUGCAAAAUAGCUAAAUCUUCGUGAAAGAGACUUUCUUCGCUUCGGUUAUCAGAAAAUGGUUCCUUUCUGAUCGGUGCUGUCUCGCUACAAUGUUCGUUUUAGGCUCCACAGUGGAGCCUUAUUCACAUAUCUAGGACGGCGCUGCUGUUGCUACACACGCAAAAAUCCUAGACAUUAGCACUUUCGAAAGGUCCAUUCACCUGAUUGAAACCGAAUCUUUCACUGACAUGUUAUAGAUCAGUUACUGUUCAAAUAUUUAAUACAAGUCGUAUCAACAAUCAAAUUACAAUUUACUCUGCGGUGAGGAAGACAUUGGCGCUAAAGCUAAUGUCGUUUUAAUAAUGCCUGAAAGUAGGGGAGAGAACUCCAGGCUUGUUUUUCUUCUUUUUUUCGUUCAUAGAGUUACUCUUGUUACAUCUGGCUUCCUUGUACUGUGAAAUAAAACGGAACGUGAAGAAACGUGGGGAAAAAUCUCAGGGCAAUUCAACAAGAGCUAUAUCCCUUGUGCAAGUAAACCUGCUCUAUUGACAAAUACAUGAUUACCUGCUCCUUUUUUUUUUCUGACUUGUGGAUAUAUAAAAUUUUCUUGGUUUUCGAGGGGAUUUCUACACUGAACGUGGCGACCCUUUGACGACGGAUGUGUCAACAAUGACACGACAUGGACUUUUGGAUGGAUCGCAGCGAAUUUCGGAAGAAGAAAAUAUCCCUUGUAUAUCAAGUUGUCUAAAUACAUGUAUUUCCCUAAAAUCAAAAAUACAUUUAAACGACACUCCACGCACAGGACUAUGAAAGAAAUUGAAAUUUUGAAAUGAGCCUGGCCAUCUAGAGAGUCACUGAACCCGCUGGAAACGACAGCGAAAUUUCUUUCAAAUUACACCCUACUCUGUGUGUGUGGUCUUUUUUUUUUUUUUUCAAUGGAAGGAGACAUCCGAUGACGUACAGCAUGUCCAGGAAAAAAUACGGUAUAAUCAUGGCUGAAAAUUUUUGAUUAUGGAUUAUGGCAAGUUUAGGGGUUAAACGUCAACUACAAACUCCAGUUUCGCCUCUUCUACCAAUACGCCCCCCCCCCUCUACAAACAUCACCACAACCAACAACACGACCACCGAAUCAGCCAGAGAUCCUUUACAUGGUCAUCGAACAUGUUAGAAACAACAGUUAAAUCUCCCUGAAAUCGCACCCUAGAAGAACAAAAGAAUACAUUGAAUUUUGUAGUCCUAGAUACACUAUGUUUGUGAAGCAAAAGAAAAAAAGACUAGAUGAUCACAAGAGGAGAACAUUUAAUCAUAGGUCUUGUCAUUCAGAACUGACAUAGGACUAAACAACUGUACAAAAACAGCUAUACAUUAUUUCAAAAUUAUUCCUAUUUAAUAAUCUACUGAAACUUUUCAACAUUUAUAUCGAUAUAUCUAUAGAAGUCAAAAUAUAAACAGCAUAAAUUUUCACGGGUAAAACAUUUUAAGACAAUGUUUUUCAAUAAUAUACUUUCACGUGUUUCAUUCAGAAAACAUCACAUCUAGAGUCAUCAAACACUCUGAUUAAUAUAUAUAUAUAUGAAGUUCCAAUGUUCUCUACAUUAAACACCUUACAACUUACUUAAACUUUGUAAUAUAAAACUACAAACUCUGCCUUUAAAUACGUUGAGUACUUUUUCGAUUUGCGAGCACCUUUACUUUAUGAUUAAGGAUACUUGUACCACACACAUUCAUCUAUAUCGCGUGUGUGUGUGUGUGUGUGUGUGCGUGCGUGCGCACGCCUGCGUAUAUGUGUGUCUAUCUGUGUGCGUGUGUGCUAUAAGAUGUAUUCUACACGGUUAAACUAUGAACAAAGUUUGCUGAAACAUAACCAAUAUCUAUCCAUCCAU
Octopus bimaculoides (California two-spot octopus) is the source of this 4933-nucleotide messenger RNA. RefSeq lists its product as uncharacterized. Lineage: Eukaryota; Metazoa; Mollusca; Cephalopoda; Octopoda; Octopodidae. The record is from RefSeq and is a predicted model, not a curated record.